CUCCGCUUCCUGCCGUCACGCCCACCGCUCCGUGCUGGGGAAAAAAAAUCAGGGGGAGGAGGAUCGACGGCUCAGCAGCUGCAAGUGCUGCAGUGUGAGCGCAGCAGGGGGACUCGGACACGAAGACAGAAACACACUGACAUAGACGAACACACGCACGCACACACACAUAAUAUCAUCAGCUUUAUUUAUUCCCGGUGAGGGAAUGGAGAGACCUGCAGCCGCAGCAGCGGCAGCAGCAGCGCCAUAGAAAGCGACGCAGGCCGAGACAUGGAAGAGUAUCUGCGGAGGGUCCAGAGCAGAGUCGGGGCAGGUCCAUCCGAGGGUCCUGUCCAUGCUGUUUUAGGUGGACCAGAGCCUGAUGUUAACACUGUGGCUGCAACCCUGUGCUUAGCACUGCACCUCAGCCAGAGGAAGUCCUCAGAAGGAGUGUGUGUGCCAGUGCUGUGCAGGAAGCGCGGUGGCACCGUGUUGCCUGACGAGACGGUGAGAUAUCUGCAGAGGGUGAAAGUUAGUGAGAGCCUGCUGCUCUGGAAGGAGGACGUAGACCUUGUGAGUCUUCAUCGUUCUGGGAAACUUUUGCUCACGCUCCUGAGGGAUGGACUGCUCGACAGCUCUGAGCGCAGCACUCUGGAGUCCAGCGUCCAGCACGUGGUCCACCGCCGUGGGCCACGGGGCGCGGAGGCUGAUGGGGCACUGUCCGCGCUGACGACCGUCGCCAGAGAGAUUCUUCAAGAGGCAGCGGAGCAGAGCAGAGCUGCGCUGGGGGAGGCUCUUGGAGAGGCCUUGCGACUGCAAAGAGAAGCCUUGUGGAUCGAACGCGGCUGUCGCUCCGACGAGCUGGAGGACCUCGUGAGAACCGUGGAGCAAUGGGCAGAAGGGAGGCAACAAGACUUAAUGCAGCUGCUGGCGACGGAGCUGAAGGAGUUUUCUGAUGGAGAGAUGACCAUCGCCCUCAUCUCACUGACCACUGAUAAAGAGGAUUGGCAGAAUUAUGUGGAGGGCCUGAAAUCCUUCUGUCAUCAGCACGGCUACGACGGACUUGUUGUUCUCUUGUCUAUCAGUGAUUCAGUUCAUCAUCCUCGCCAGCAGGUGGCAGUUUACUCAAACAACACAGAUAUGUUGAACCAGAUCUGUGCUGAGUUGGAGGAGUCCUCCAGCUGGGCUCUCUCUGGCGAACUGGAGGACACGGGCAGUCUCCAAGUCUACCACAUUCCAAUAAACACGUCUGAAUUCUCGGGAACUCUUCCUCUGUUAGAAGAAGAAAUACAGGACCUUCUUAAGAACUUUACUGACCGUCGGAGCUCGCUAUUAGCGUGCCACCCCAGCAGCAGGACUUCUUCCACAGAGGGAGUAGCCGGCAGCGUGGAGUUCUCCCAGGGGUCGUCCGGCAUCAACGACAUGGAUGGUUCUGACAUCGAAAGAGUUGAGGGAGGUAUCGGAAGUGUGGUGGCAGUAGCAAGGGUGAUGGGAGAGCGUGAAGAAGACACCGGAGGAGUUAAUGCUGGUGGGGAAAUAUUAAGUCCCGACAGCGGCAUGACCACCAUCCGCAGCAGUCGGUCCUCAAAAGAGAGCUCAGUGUUCCUGAGUGAUGACAGUCCUCUUGGUGAGAUCACAGCAAGUGGAGGUCCAGCAGCAGGACCAGGAGGACUGAGAAACCCAUCUCCCCUAAGCUUUUUAUCACUUUCUCCUCCCGUCCCACCUGAGAGGAGGAAGCACCGCUCUAACAGGAAUAGAAAUGACAACAUUAAUCUGUUUAAUUUUGACCCACUUCAUAGCAGCGACCAGCCUCUGCCAGCAGGAGGGGAGCUGGUAAAUUCUCAAGGUGGAGGAGAUGAAGGUGACAGAAGAGCUGGAAGCUCGAGUCUAUCAGAACUCGACGAGCUAAGCUUGAUAGAUUUCUCUGCUCCUAACUCAUUAGGAGGGCUUGAAAGUGGGCGGUCGUCGGUUGAUCACCAAGGCACAAUCCAUGGGAAUGAGAUGAUGGAGACGAUGGUUCCUCCAACUCCUGUCAAUAGCUUGGUAGGUAGUCGUCCACCAAGCAGCUGUGGUAUCAGGUUCUUCCCAGAAGAUGUCGUUGAAAGGAUCAAUGUCCUACAGCACAAAGACAGCAUGUCAUCGUCUUUAUCAGAGACCUGGGAUGAACUUUGCUUUGACACACACGGAACAAUGUCCUCGGCUGAUAAUACCUUAAAUCGGUCCAAAAGUUCAGGGAGCCCUCAAAUUAUUGAAUGUGAAACUACAAGAAAUGAUUCAUAUUUCACAGAAGGAGAUGGCAGAGACCAAAUUUCAAAGCCAGAGGCUGACCAUCAAAGGGUUAAGAGGCUUGAACCUCAGCUUAGUUUGGUUGCUGAUCAAACUGAAACAUGUGAGAACUGGAACCCAGGUAUUGUUCUCCAGGAUCAGUGGAAACCCGUGACUUUGGCCGAUCUUCAGUUAACACCCCCAGAAGAUGGAGUAACUGUAAAAAACAAAGCAGAAGAAGACAGAACGUCAUCUCUGAAAAAGCGGAAAACCAUCCUAAACCCUUYAACACCAGAUCCAUCUAAAGAAGAGGACGACAGUGUCCAAAGUAAAAAGGAAGACCAACAUUUGGAGCUGUUAGAUUUUUGGACAUACUCAGCCCAGCAGGGAUUGCUCAAGUUGGAUAGCGGAACCACCCCUUCUUACCCCGAGUCACUGGAUAUGUGGAAUAUGACAAUUAGGGAUGACAGUCUCUCACCUCUGACAACCCCUGACAAUCUGUCAGAAAACUAUGGUUCAUUCUAUGGGCUGAACCCCAAUAUUAAAAGAGACACCUCUGUAGAAAGUCCGCUAGGAUACUCAGAUGGUGGAAUGCAGAUGUGGAACACCACCAUCCAGGAGGACAGCUCUUCCCCCUUAACAACCCCCGAAGGGCCUGAAAAUCAAAAAGACCUUGGUCAUGAGGGAUCAUUGGAUGAUUCUCUUGAAACACAUCCAAGCAAACAGACAGAAGAAGAUAAAGUUUCAGAAGAUGAUAGUGGUAGUAAAGGUGAGAAUGAUGCACCUGAAGAGGUUGAAUGCAGAGGUAAUGAGCACAAAGUGAAAAUAGUCAUAGAGACAGUUGACAGUGAAACACAGGGUAAAGAAACGAGUAGUAAAGACAUUCAAUUUUCUCAGAGUAAGUAUUCAGAGGUACUUAGUGACUCUCCAUCCAAACAUUCAGAAGAUGAGACUUCACUUCACCAAAGUACUGCUCUGUGGGAAUUGCCCAUCCAUGGCAUGGUCACGUCCACCUCUGAAUAUGACAAUUUAGGACAUGGAGAGUGGAGUCAAAUGUCAUCCCCUGACAACUGUGCGAGCCCAGUAAUAGACAUGAUACAGUUAGAGGAGCAGUCCAGCCCUUUUAUAGCUGUGUCCAAACAUAUGCCGAGUGAUGAAAGGCAGAAUCUGAGCCAGAAUGCUGAUAUUCCUAAAAGGACGACUAUUUCAGAUAUAAACCAGACAGCAAACCAAGUGUUCCUAUUUGAUAAAGAGUUUGGUUCGCUGCCAAAAAGUGGAGAAAGUCCAGUUGACAUUAAGACCAAAAACACAAACACAGACGAAUCAGAGGAGGCUGACUGGAUGGCACAAUCCAGUGAGCAUUCUCCGUUUGUUCUGGUAGACACCUCGACUUUCGCUCUAGAUUCAGAAAGUCGCGGAGGAGCUGCUGAAAUCCAGACAAACCAUUCCAUAUCUCUAAGCUGUGACAAUUGGGACAGCCAUGUCUCAGAGAAACACAGUGACUCAGAGGCAGCUUUGUCAUUACAUUUACACUUGCCCAUCAAAAUACCCCACAGUGAAGAUGUGCCGGCUUUUGAAACCCAAGAGUGUGAUGGUAAAGAAAGCAAAAAAGACACGGAAGGGAAAAUAUCAGACAAUUUGUCUUUGAACUACAUCCCAGGAGGAAGAACAUCUAAUUCUGAUGAAAGUUUAUUUUCAGGAUUAGAAAUGGAAAACAUUGGGCCUGGCACAGUCAAAGAAGUCAACAGAGAGUGGUCUGUUAGACUCACACAGGAUGACAAGCAGGCAAAAGGAACAAGAAAAUCCAUGGAGACAUUCAGCAUACUGUCUUAUGCUGCCACAGUGUUAAAAACUCACGCCCAAACAGCACAUCAAGAUCACAUGGAGAAUACACAUCAAGAUAGUCAGCAACAGCUGGUGCCAGAAAUGAUCAGUCCGAGCCAAUCAAAAACUAACUCUGAAGCUUUCAGUCCAUCAGAUUGUAGACCAACAGAAGAAGAAGAGAACAAAACUGAGUCGAGCACUGUGGCCCGAAGUGUGUCUCCAUCGUUAAGAUACCCAUCGGAUCACUUUCUGAAAACCAGAGAGGAAGUUUAUGUACGCUCACAGAUCUCAAUGGAGGACUCAGACGAAGGUGGGGAGUCACCAUCUGCACCUCCGCCAAGUGCUACCUCCUUGGGCGACUUCCAAGUGUGGGGCAGUCAGUUAGUGAGGCAGGAAACAGAGUCUCCUGUUCUCACUAACAGUUCAGUCUCUCCCAGCAGCUCUCUGAUCGGCUCUCCUGCAAACGAGCUGUCCAUCUCCACUGACAAAAGACUCGGCUUGCCGUUUUCUGGAGAUUUAAUGGAAGAGGAGCAGGAUGAAGAUCUCGAUUCAGACCAAUCCACCCUGCCAAAAUGGACUCGAGAAGAACACGGAGAACKGGAAGAAAGACACGAGCUUGGAUCUUCUGACCUGCUGAGUUUUAGUGAGGACCUGAUUGCAGGUUCCUCAUUUCAACAAACAGAUUUACACACAUUUGAGUCAGAGGAGGACAAGUUUCUACUCAACAGGGAGGACUACUGUUCUCCACAACGUCUGAAGACAGAUAAAUGGUCUAUUGACAGAGAGAGUGGGGAUURCAAAGUUUCUGAAGAUGUUUAUUCACCUGUUUUAAGAAGACACCAAGAUGUAAUGUCCCAGCUGUCGUCUCAGCCAACCUGUGAAAAUGCUGCAUUCCAGUCGGCGGGAAGUCCGAACACAACUCAGGGUCAAACCAAGUACGGCUACAACUUCCACCACAUCGACCAAAGAACUGAAAACCAGAGCACCUCUCAAGCCUGCGCAGAAACCAAACCUGAGAAUCGGCAGCAGAACGCCACAGAAGUGUAUGCCGAGUUCACAACUGAUGCCUUAGCUAAACAUUUUGGAUCUAAACAAAGUGAGAACCAGUUUGAAACUGGAGUUGAUCACAGCCUGGACGAUGCACGGGGAAAUUGUCAGUAUGCAGCUGAAAGCUCCUAUGUGGAUGACUCGGCGUGCAUGUNCCAGUACUCUGAGCAUCGAGUCGAUGAACAGAGUCACUAUGAUGCAGGAUCUGUUCAUUAUCAGUAUGAUGGAGAACACUUCUACCAAUCAGAUUCUCAYCCCAAGACAGAAGACCAUGCACGAUAUGUGUCGGAGGAAUAUGUUCACUUUCACUUAUCAAGAAAUUCCCAGCAGGGAGUUGAUGCAGCAGGGAUGAUGGUGAUGAAGAUGGCCUCCUGUGAGGCAGCUGCUGAGGAGCUGGAUAACAGAGAAGACCCACCAUCUUCAGCAGAUACAUCAGGUGGAUCAAAUCAAAGGAGAAAGCUGUCAGCGCCACCAAUUAACCUGUCAUUGGAGCACAGUGAGGGGUCCCUUGCUUCUGAAGAUCCUCUGGACACAGAGGACGACGCCUUGGAUACUGGGGAUGACCUGGAUGUAAGUGUUGAUGGGAUUGACACGCCUGACGAGACCGAUUCUCUGGAGUUUAAUGGACACGCAGACUCAGAAGGGUCUAAUCUAGGUGAGGGAGCUGCAUCAGGCGGCGCCACAGCAGGUCGCCCGGCAGAAGAGAAAAAAGAAGACGAAAGACUGUGGCGGAGCGUAGUGAUUGGAGAGCAGGAGCACCGCAUUGAUAUGAAGUGCAUUGAGCCAUACAAAAGAGUCMUCUCUCACGGAGGUUACUAUGCUGAAAAAAAUGCUAUCAUCGUAUUCGCAGCGUGUUUCCUGCCAGACAGCGACUGUGACAACUAUAACUAUGUAAUGGAAAACCUUUUUCUAUAUGUAAUUAGUACUUUGGAGCUAAUGGUUGCAGAGGAUUAUAUGAUUGUGUACCUCAAUGGCGCCACUCCUCGUAGAAGAAUGCCUGGUUUUACCUGGAUGAAAAGGUGCUAUCAGAUGAUAGACCGAAGGUUGAAGAAGAACCUAAAGAUGUUCUUUAUUGUUCAUCCUUCCUGGUUUGUUCGGACUUUGCUGGGAAUCACCAGGCCCUUUAUAAGUUCAAAAUUCAGCAGUAAGAUAAAAUAUGUGAACAGCCUGAAGGAGCUCGGAGAACUAAUUCCAAUGGAGUAUGUCCACAUUCCUCCCAGCAUCAUUAAACUGGAUUUAGAAUUGCAGAAAACAUCAGCUAAGGUGGAUAAGGGGAAUUCAGCUGUUUGAGAAGACACCYGUUCUCUCCCCGCAUUUGGCCAUCCUCCCCACCGCAGCAUGCCUGAAAGCCUGCAGCAUGACACGUACGACACGUGGUUGUUUACAAAACACCGAGACGUAAAUCAGAAAUGAAGAUGCUGUACUGCGAGAAUCAGACAAUUGUGCGCUCAUCUGGAAGAGUUCCAAACCGAGGUGGCUCCACUGACGGCACCGUAAUGCUGUUUUUGAAUAGUCGAGACGGUCACUGUGCUAUGUUUACUGGUUUACAGUUAUUGACAUGUCACCUAAUUAGGUUCAUUUUUUUUUCAUCUUCAAUAUGGAUGCUUACUUGUGUGUAUUUAAUGUUUCCAAUUACUCCUUAUAAUGUUCAUGUAUUGAUAUUUAUUAAUAAUUGUGUAUUUUCUAAAGCGAGAGUAAAAACUUAACACUCAAACUAAAGUUGUUACAUCCCUAAAGUUACAUCCCAUCUGCUUCCAGAGUCUUGGACAUCAGUGAUAUUGUGCUGCAGUAGAACACUUUGAAGUCUGUUAGUAAAAUUUUCUCUAUUUAGACUGUAAUCUUGGUUGAUGAAGUUCCACUAAAAAGGUAUAAAAACAUUGUUUUCUAAAGAGCAAGCUGUUCUGAGAAGACUACAAAUCAUGAAAGUAUUUCAACAUCGUGUGAAUUAGCAAAAAAUCAAAGUUCUCGUUAGCUGAAGUAAGAAAUCAGAGACAUCCUUUCAAGUGGAUUUGUCCUUAUUUCAUCCAGCAUUCCAAAACUAUUGCAUGUUUUAUAGUAAUUUCCAUUCAAAAUACUCAGCUCUCAAAAACAAGAAUGUAGCAUUUACAAUGUAUCUUGUCAUGGUUGUGUGCGCACAGAUGAGAUGACUGUUAGGAUGAAAUACUUUGAUAGUGAUAGAAGUUUGGAGGUCGAGCCUUUUUUUUUUUUUUUGUUAUUUGUACGUGUCUGUGGCUGGCACAAAAUUCAUUCGUUGUAAACUACAUCAAAUUGUUUCUCAUUAAAAUGUUUUUCUUUCACA
Molecule: messenger RNA, 7414 nt
Organism: Austrofundulus limnaeus
Lineage: Eukaryota; Metazoa; Chordata; Actinopteri; Cyprinodontiformes; Rivulidae
Product: prune homolog 2 with BCH domain
Exons: 19
Coding region: 271-6405 (2044 amino acids)
Cellular component (GO): cytoplasm
Source: RefSeq, a predicted model, not a curated record